AUGACGUCCGCAACCUCUUCCAACAGGCCUGACAUCGUUGUCGUCGGCGCAGGCAUUGUCGGGUCUGCUCUCGCCUACUCGCUCGCCAAGUCCGGCCGCAAAGUAGCCCUGCUCGAACGCGACUUUGACGAACCUGACCGUAUCGUCGGAGAGCUGCUUCAACCUGGCGGUGUUCGAGCACUCUCGAGGAUGGGCAUCGUCGACACCCUCGAAAACAUUGAUGCUGUACCCGUCGAAGGCUACCACGUGUUCUACGGCCCUCGAUCGGUACCCAUUCCAUACCCACAGGAAAAGUCAGACGAGGCCGGCAGAGGCGUCGUCAGCAAGAGUGGCAAGGUGGAAGGCCGCAGUUUCCACCAUGGCAAGUUCGUACAGUCAUUACGCAAAAAGGUGCUAGGUCAGCAGAAUGUGACGCCGUAUGAGGCCACCGUCCGAGAUCUACUCAAAGAUCGCGAAGGCAAGGUGGUCGGCGUAAGCGCCACAUGGAAGAAGGCGCCAGAGGGCGAGGCCGAGGCGUUCGACCUGCGAGCCCCUCUCACCAUCGUCGCCGAUGGCUGUUUCUCCAAGUUCCGACGCACGCACGGUAGCUCGAUCCAGCCCAUGGUCCGAUCCAACUUCGUCGGUCUCGAGCUGCACGACGCACCCCUGCCAGCACCGCAUCACGGCCACGUCGUCCUCUCCAAGCAUGGGCCUGUUCUGCUCUACCAGAUCGGCACCCACUCCACACGCAUUCUCAUCGACGUCGCCGGCGAAAAGCUGCCCUCCGUCGCCAAGGGCGAUCUGCAAAAGCACGUCAACGAAAACGUCAUCCCGCAACUCCCCGAGCAGCUUCGCGAAUGCGUCCAGGCCGAGAUGGCCAAAGGUCAACGUCUACGCAGCAUGCCCAACUCGUUCCUCCCACCAAGUAUGCAAGGUCAAUCCGACUCGGCAAAGGGUGUCAUUGUUGUUGGAGACGCUAUGAACAUGCGGCACCCGCUCACCGGCGGUGGAAUGACCGUAGGUCUCUGGGACGCAGUCCACCUCACCGAAGCACUUGGCGGUUCUCACUGGGCUCCGCUCUCCGGUCCCAACCCCCCACGCGCACCUUUGGACCUCAGUAACUGGUCUUCCAUCAGACCAGCCCUUCGUUCAUGGCAUUGGAGCAGAAAAGGUCUCUCUUCGGUCAUCAACAUCCUCGCCCAAGCACUGUACAGUUUGUUCGGUGCAGACGAUGCCAACCUCGAAGUGCUGAGGGAAGGCUGUUUCAAGUACUUUGAGAUGGGUGGAGAAUGCGUCAACGGGCCUGUAUCCUUGUUGUCUGGGUUGGCGCCGAAACCGAUGCUCCUCGUGGGGCAUUUCUUCGCCGUAGCGGUGUACAGCAUCUACGCGUUGUUCGCCCAUCCCAAAUUCUACGAGGCGGAGGGCAGGACGAGGAAACCAGGCCUGCUCGAGUGGCCCGGAUUGGUGUGGAGGAGCAUCAUGGUGUUCUACACCGCAUGCAUCGUCCUGCUCCCCGUGGUGUUUACCGAGAUGAAGAGCAACAUCCCCAGACUCAACCCAGUGGCAUCGACAGGGACGGGUAACGGUGGGAAGUUGAACAAAGGUGGAUUGGUGAGGACGGAUAACUUUGCUCUCGUCAGCGCGUCCAUCUUGAUCGUUGCGACAGUCAUGGUUUGGGGCAACGCGAGGGAUCCAGGAACCGCGAGAAACUUGUCCAACUGGCUGGUGUUUCCCAAAGUAGCCGCCGCUGGAACGUCCUAG
Messenger RNA from Pseudozyma hubeiensis SY62, 1740 nucleotides. RefSeq lists its product as hypothetical. Gene Ontology annotation, biological process: ergosterol biosynthetic process. Lineage: Eukaryota; Fungi; Basidiomycota; Ustilaginomycetes; Ustilaginales; Ustilaginaceae. The transcript has a single exon. Gene Ontology annotation, molecular function: flavin adenine dinucleotide binding; squalene monooxygenase activity. Gene Ontology annotation, cellular component: membrane; endoplasmic reticulum. The coding region runs from base 1 to 1740 and encodes 579 amino acids. The record is from RefSeq and is a predicted model, not a curated record.